Messenger RNA from Terrapene triunguis (Three-toed box turtle), 1260 nucleotides. Its product is annotated as interferon-inducible GTPase 5-like. Gene Ontology annotation, cellular component: membrane. The coding region runs from base 1 to 1260 and encodes 419 amino acids. The transcript has a single exon. NCBI's taxonomy places the organism in Eukaryota, Metazoa, Chordata, Testudines, Emydidae. The record is from RefSeq and is a predicted model, not a curated record. Gene Ontology annotation, molecular function: GTP binding; GTPase activity.
AUGACAUCUUUCAAAUCUCUCAUGGAGUCCAUGGAGUCUCUCUCUGCACUCAUGAAGGAUGUGGAUAUAGAGUUAGACCCAAAGGCAUCGUUCAAUGCAGCUAUACAAGUAUAUGAGAAAUUCAUGCAUCUCUUCAAAGAUGGAAGCCCUGAGGUAGCUGCUUUGAAAGCUCAGGAGGCGCUGGAGUCAUUUGAAAAUACGAUGCUCAACAUUGCUGUUACAGGAGAGACGGGUGCAGGGAAAUCAUCCUUCAUCAAUGCCAUCCGGGGACUGGAGACUGAGGACAAAAGGGCUGCCCCAACUGGUGUGACAGAAAUGACAACAGAGCCAACUGCUUAUCCGCAUCCUACCUACCCUAACGUGACACUGUGGGAUUUGCCAGGGAUUGGGGCAGUGGGUUUUCGGCCAGAAAGGUACCUCCAGCAGGUGAAAUUCAGUCGCUAUGACUUCUUUAUCAUCAUCGCCUCAGGGCGGUUCCGUUCCAGCCAUGCCGACCUGGCCUGGAAGAUCCAAAAAAUGGAGAAGAAGUUCUAUUUUGUGCGCUGCAAAGUGGAUGAAGAUUUGGCCAAUGAAAGAAGGGCUCAUCCCCAAAUUUACAGUCAGGACAGUGUCUUGCAGAGGAUCAGGGAGAACUCCGAGAAACAUCUGAGACACCAAGGGGUGUCCAACCCACAGGUCUUUCUUCUCUCCAACUGGGAGUUCGACCAGUAUGAUUUUCGCCUACUGGAGGAUACGCUGGAGAAGGACCUCCCCAGUCUACAGAGACUUGUGUUUCUGCUCAGCUUGCCCAACCUCUCCCCUGAAAUCAUAGAGAAGAAGAAAGCUGCCCUGAAGAAGCAUUUAUGGAAAAUAUCCCUGGUGUCUGCUUGUAUCAAUGCUGUUCCCCUUGAGAGAGUCUCUCUCGCGUGUGACAUUGGAAUCCUGCUGGUCUCCAUGAUCGCCUUCUACAAGCGAUUUGGCCUUGAUGAUGACUCCCUGGCUAAGCUUGCCAGGCAGGCUGCAAAGCCCGUCACAGAGCUCAAAGCUGUUAUCCUAUCGCCGCAGGUGGAAGAACUCACCAGGGACUUCUUACUGAAGAAAUGUGUCAGGGUUGGGUGCGGCAUCACCAGGUCAUUUGAACGUCGCUUUAAGCUGGUAUCCGUGAUUAGCACCGUAGCUGCAGCAGCGUUGUCUUUCAUUACCACAUAUUCCAUACUGUCAAGCUUCCUGGAUAAAGUUGCCGAAGAUGCAAAGAGAAUUCGCAAGAAAGCCCUGGAAUAA